Molecule: messenger RNA, 750 nt
Organism: Fibroporia radiculosa
Lineage: Eukaryota; Fungi; Basidiomycota; Agaricomycetes; Polyporales; Fibroporiaceae
Exons: 4
Coding region: 1-750 (249 amino acids)
Source: RefSeq, a predicted model, not a curated record
AUGCCCCUCACCAUUGCGCCGGACGCUAUGCGUCGCACUGUACUCGAACGCGCUGGGUUAGACGCACAUGGCCCUCUUCCGAAGCCGCUAGACAAUCUCAUAACCCGUCUGUCAUCGUUCGAGAUGCGCACACUCUAUGUCAGGUCCUUGCCGAUGUCCUCCGUAGCAUCCGUUCGUGCUCAUUCGACGUUCGAUGACUACGCUGUGUACGCUCUACCGCACGCGCUUUUUGCGUAUAUUCGGGAGGCAGCAGUUCUUGGCCUCUUGACCAUUGUUGGUAGCGGUCGCGAGCGCUGGAGGACAUAUGUGGUGGGCGCGCUCGCAGUGACAGCUGUCCUAGAAUGCUACUGGAUAUCUACCGUGACGGUACGCAUUCCGAAGGAUGGCAGGAACGUGUUUAUGUGGCACGACAACCUGUGGAUUCUGCGUCAACUCGUUUUUCUAUUACUUUCUAUCGUCACUCAUCUAUUGCCAUCGACCAGUCCUCUUGUGGAUCCUGCCUCACACGCACUCGCAACACACAGCGCUCUGGAGCAGAGUGUGCCCCUUUUGAGAGCCGCCGCAUCGGAGUGGUGGGACCGACAAAGACUAGAGGGUGAGUGGGCAAGAUCGGACGAGGCGGUACAGCGAGUUGCCGAGCAGCUGGGGCGAGGAUUUGUGGAAGGCCAGGGAGAAGGUACACUUAGAGUGAAAGCAAAAGAGACAGCAGCUAGAAUAAAAGCCAGCUUGCUCGCGCAACCGGCCUCGUAG